AUGCAAUUGGAAAUUGAAAUAAGAUGUAAUAUAAUUAUAAGUGACAUAAAUAAAAUCAUAAUAAUGUAUAGAUUAAUGCAUCAUCAAAAAUUUAUUUUUCAAAAUCGAAGGAUUUUACCUUUUACAUAUACUUGUAUACGAUAUAAAAUACAAAUACAACAAAAAAAAAAGAUAGAAAAACGUAGAAUAUCUAACAUCAAAGAAUAUUGGUUUAAUAAAUAUAUAAAUUAUAUUAAAAAUUAUGAUAAAGUAAUGGAAAAAAGAUUUCCAAAGACAAUGCAUGUAUAUCGUAUAUUUAGUAUCGGUACUAAAGAUUUUAUUCAAGAUACAAAAAAAUUUAUCCAAAUAAAGACAAAAAAUAUUGAUACUUUAACUACUGAUGAAUUACAAUUAUCAUAUACAGUGCAUAAAGAUAUUGUAAAGUUAUUUCCUGUUUUAUUAAUAUCUGCUCUUCCUUUUACAAAUUACAUCAUCUUUCCUUUAGCAUAUUACUUUCCAAGAUAUCUUUUAACUUCUCAUUAUUGGACAUUACAACAAAAACUUGAAUUUAUGCUAUUGGAUCAUAAAAAAAGAUUAAAACAUAACAGACCAUUAUUUAGAUGCAUGCAAGCAGAACUUCAUAAUAUUAAAGAUCACAAAUUGAAAUUAAAAUGGAGUGGUAUUAUUGCAUGUCUUGGCAGUGGUACACAUCCUAAUGUGAAAGAUAUUAUUGCCUGUUCUGAAUUAUUUGCAAAUGAACCAUUUUCAUUAAAUAACCUUAAAAGGAAACAUAUAAAAGAAUUACUUGGUAUUCAUAAUAUAUCUUCUUGGAAACUUUUUAAAAGAAAGAAAUUGAAAGAACGGAGUAUAUUGAUAAAACGAAUGGAUCAAGCUCUACAAAGAGAAGGUGGAACUACAACAAUGUCAAAUGAUGCAAUACGCUGGGCACUUUCAUUUAGAGGUGUAAAUCCUGCAAAUAUGUCUUUAGAGAGUAUGAGAAAUUGGCUUGAACAAUGGUUUAUAAUAUCAAAUACAGUUAAUGAAAACACACUUUCAUUAUUAUUACAUUGUCCAAUAUUGUUGGCAUACAAUCAUCCUACUAACUGGAUUCUUAUAUACAGUUAAAACUGCUAUUAAAUUUGUUUUUUAUUAUAAAAAAAUAUAAAAAUUGUAAUAAUACAAAGCUUAAAUAUUUAUGUUUGAAUAAUUUGUAUAAAUUAUUUUAAAUGAUAUUAUUUAAUUUCAAUUUUUAUUAUUAUAUUAUUUUUUAACAUAUAUAUGUUGUGCAUAUAUACACAUAAUAAUACAUAUGUACAUGUGUAGAUGUAUGUAUAUAAAAUGUAUUUGUCAGAAUAA
Molecule: messenger RNA, 1335 nt
Organism: Apis mellifera (honey bee)
Lineage: Eukaryota; Metazoa; Arthropoda; Insecta; Hymenoptera; Apidae
Product: LETM1 domain-containing protein 1
Exons: 4
Coding region: 1-1104 (367 amino acids)
Biological process (GO): intracellular monoatomic cation homeostasis
Cellular component (GO): mitochondrial inner membrane
Molecular function (GO): ribosome binding
Source: RefSeq, a predicted model, not a curated record